AUGACGACCUCGACCCCUUCAGCUGAUACGUGGAUAUACGACCAUCUGCAUAAAGUCUAUUUCCACCCUUUAUCCAAUUCUUAUGCUGUUCCUGAUCCUGCGACAGGUCAAUGGAAUUACAUCCCAGCGAGCGAUUUUCAAUCUGCCUCGAGCUCCUCUACAUCUAUCGCUCAGCCGCAGCCUGUCCAGCAGCAGGCGCCGGAUGGUGGGGAGAAGGAAGAAGGUGAGAUAGAAGAUGAUAUGGGAUGGGGAGGAUUGAUGGAUCCUGAUAAACUCGCUCAAAUCGAGAAAGAUUCCAAGUCGAGAUCAACUUCAAACUCCAACUCAAAAACAAAUGGAAAUAAUCACAAGAAGGAUACAUUUCAAGAGCUAGAGAAACAUCCUUCAUAUGUAGUACCAUACGACGAUCCAUCUCUAUACUCUUUCCCCCCAGACAGAAAGGACGACACGGAAGAAGAUCAUGACGACAAUCGACCUAAAGAAACUUCCAAUCAUAUUUUACGAUUGGUCGUCGUUCAUUCGAAAUGUCUAGAGAUCGGACAAGUUGUAAUUAUAGAUGCACGAGAGGAUGGUAUACAACUAGGAAGGGACAGGUGCGAGAAAGGUGGUCAAGCAAGAGUGAGAUUGAGGGAAAUGGAAGUUAGUAAAACCCAUGCUGUCAUUUAUUGGGGUAAAGGUGACAUUUCACAGGAAGACGAAGAGGAAAAUGGAUGGUGGAUAGUAGAUUUAGGUUCUACACAUGGCACCCUCCUAUCCAAUCCAUCGACCAACAAAACGAAAACAAAAAGAUUAUCAGAACCCAAACACUCUUCAAAACCCCAUUCGAUCCAACAUCUAGCAGAGAUCAAAAUCGGUAGCACCACAUUUUCAGCACACAUACAUCCUUCCUGGCCAUGCGAUGAAUGUACAGUCAAUGGCAAUCAUGAGAUUUUACUCGAUGAUGGUAAACCUAAAUCCAAACUCGAUACAGUUACUGCGCAAGAUCAAAUAUCAGAUCAUGAAAUACCAUACGCAAUGGAUUCGUCACAGAAGAAACAGAAUACAGAGUUAAAACGGAAAAGAGAAAUGGCCCUGUUGAAAGAUUCAUUAUUGAGGCGAAACGAGGUAUCGUCGAGUCAUGAUGAGAGGGAAGAGCCGAAGAGGGAAUAUUUAGAUAGAUCAGCAAUGCGAAGAAGGUUACAUCCUUUCUCACCGCCUAAAUCGCAAUCUAACUCUAAUAGAGCUACGCCAGAUCGGUUUGAAACCCCUUCGACCCCAUCCUUUGUUGGCGAUGUGUCGAGAGAACCUAAUGGACCCUCAAAAUUUGCUAGUUCUAUAUUAGCCAAUCAAGGUUGGAUCCCCGGCGCGGGUCUGGGUAAAUCCAACCAAGGUAGAGCAGAACCCAUUGCAGUGGAAAUGCGAAAUGAGAAAAAGGGAUUGGGUGCUCAGAAUAGUAAGGCUGCUGUGGAUGAUGGUCAAGCUCAAGGCGAUUGGAAGAUGCGUGCUAAGCAGAGGAGAUGGGAGGAGUUGUCUAAGAGUAAUGCUAAUUAG
This is a messenger RNA of Kwoniella mangroviensis CBS 8507, 1530 nucleotides long. RefSeq lists its product as uncharacterized. The coding region runs from base 1 to 1530 and encodes 509 amino acids. Lineage: Eukaryota; Fungi; Basidiomycota; Tremellomycetes; Tremellales; Cryptococcaceae. The transcript is spliced from 2 exons. The record is from RefSeq and is a predicted model, not a curated record. Gene Ontology annotation, molecular function: protein binding; nucleic acid binding.